Messenger RNA from Triplophysa rosa, 2317 nucleotides. RefSeq names its product zinc finger protein 239-like. The record is from RefSeq and is a predicted model, not a curated record. The annotation marks the transcript as partial. Gene Ontology annotation, biological process: regulation of transcription by RNA polymerase II. Gene Ontology annotation, molecular function: DNA-binding transcription factor activity, RNA polymerase II-specific; RNA polymerase II cis-regulatory region sequence-specific DNA binding. Lineage: Eukaryota; Metazoa; Chordata; Actinopteri; Cypriniformes; Nemacheilidae. The transcript has a single exon.
UCUUUUUCAGAUGAGAGCGGUGAUUCAUGUUGUGAUGGAGAAACGGCCUCUACAUCAAAACAGCGACUGACAGCACAAACUCUUUCCUGCAUCACCUGUGGAAAGACAUUCAGUUCACAGAGACGUUUAGAGACACAUGAGAGAAAACACACAGAACAGAAACUCUUCACCUGCACCAGAUGUGACAUCAGCUUUCCUACCUUACAAGAGAAGAAACUUCAUUCACAAGAGCACAGAAAGGACAAAGAUUUUCACUGUGAGCAGUGCGGGAAGAAUUUUCUCUUCUCUUCUCAUCUGAAGGAUCACAUGAGGACACACACUGGAGAAAAACCUUUCCACUGCAGUCAAUGUGUCAAAUAUUUCAGUACCAAAGCAAAUCUUGUUGUUCAUCAGAGAAUUCACACAGGAGACAAACUGCACAAGUGUCCUCACUGUGAGAAGAGAUUCAACCACAAAUCCCAUUUAAAAAGUCAUGUGCAUGUACACAGCAAUGAGAGACCGUAUCAGUGCAGUGAAUGUGGAAAAACUUUCACUGAUACAGGUUGUCUUAAGAAACACCAAAAAAUACACACAGGGGAGAAACUCUAUAAGUGUUUAUACUGUUAUAAACCUUUUCUUCGUAAACUUCAACUCAUAUGUCAUGAGAGAACUCACACUGGAGAGAAACCUUACCUCUGCUCUUACUGUGGAAAGAGCUUCACUGAUUCAACUACUUUUAGAGUUCAUCAGAGAAUUCACACUGGAGAAAAGCCUUAUCACUGCAGUGUUUGUGAAAAGAGUUUUAGUCAACAUGCUAACUUACUAAAACAUCAGAGAACUCAUUCAGGUGAAAGACCUUAUAAAUGUUCUCAGUGUGACAAGACUUUUGCUCGAUCAGAUGUCUUCAAAACCCAUGAGAGAGUUCACACUGGAGAGAAACCUUAUCACUGCUCCAUAUGCGGAGAGAGGUUCGCUUUUUUGGGAAGUUUUCUCACUCACCAGAAGAAACAUGCUGAAGAACAAACUGCACUGGAUUUGUCUUAAAGCCCUUGUAAACCGAUCAUGAUGACAUGCUAGAAUAGAAACAAUAGAUUCCUUAUGUAGCCAUUUGCAUCAGGCACAAUCAUUUGCACUCGACAAAGCAAUUAUUUUUUCAACCAGUUUGCUGAUAUUUUUCCCUCUCCAAACACCUUCAAAUAAUAAUAAGCCACGACCUUAACAUUAGGACGGACUCCAUUGUGUUAGGAGAGAUUUACAGCAUUUCUUCCCAUUUUUUCGAAACAGUUUCAUCUUUAGCACUCUCAGGCCCAGAACGUAAAGUACAAUGUGAGUGAAGGACAGUGGGGUCGAUGGGACCAUCCUGCUUGGACACAUACAUGGAAACUGUUCCUAAUGUGAGUUUUUUUGUAUCCAGACCAUUUAUUGGCACAUUUGACCUUACUGUGUCCAUCCCAUCGUUAUAGUAACAGGGUGGACUAAUUCCAUGCAAUUAGCAUUUUAAAGUGAAGAAAUGCAUGUUUACUUUACAACCAAAUUUUCAAUGCUGAAAUUUUAAUAAAUUCCACAAGUCUCAUUUUACAUCGGUUUGGUCAACUCUGUUGUGAGGUAAUGCCUCAGCAGCCACAAUAUGUAAUCCUUCCGGUGAAAACCCAGCAACAAAACAGCAAACAUGUUAAUUGAAUGACAUUAUGAGACUUUAGCUUGGUUUGUAACAGGGUGGACUAUCAAGUUUGGACAGGCGCGGGUCACAUAUACAAAGGGGAAAAAACAGCAGGCAGGAGUCAAAUACUUGUAGAAUAAAAUACAAAUGGGUUACUUCAACCGGGUGUUUGCCAGUUAGCCUAUUUUGUAUUUUCUUAUUUAGUUAGAAAUGCAAAAUUUAGGUAAAAACAUUACAACAUCCAAUGCCUCAAAGAAUUUUAAAGAAUGUAGGAAAGCAAACAGUUAUAGGGCACCUUUGAGUACCAUGUUAAGUUUUUCUACUAUGGUAGUCCCAGAAAUGUCAGUUGCUAACACAGUUCCAAAUAUUUUCGUGGUGUUCAACAGAACAAAAAAAAAUUAUAUUAAAACAUUUUUUAGUUUUUGAACAACGUGGGGGGGAGUAAUUUCAUUUUUGGGUGGAGUAUCCCUUUAAUAAUAAGGUUCAAGAAAUCCAUUGAAAUUAUUUAUCAUUACUACCUAUGUUCCAGAUAUUAAAAAAAUUAAAGCAAAAACAUCUCUGGGUCAUUCUAUGAAAUUGUCAAUUUUUCUGUCCCUAGCCUAACACAGAAUUAAAUGCAAUAAUGUAUACAAUACAUACUGUAACUAUCAAAUGUAUGAUGUAAAUGAUAUUUUAAAA